Molecule: messenger RNA, 1451 nt
Organism: Thrips palmi
Lineage: Eukaryota; Metazoa; Arthropoda; Insecta; Thysanoptera; Thripidae
Gene: shams
Product: glucoside xylosyltransferase 1
Exons: 7
Coding region: 141-1292 (383 amino acids)
Biological process (GO): protein O-linked glycosylation via N-acetylgalactosamine
Molecular function (GO): UDP-xylosyltransferase activity
Source: RefSeq, a predicted model, not a curated record
CCUUAUUUUCAGUCACUCACGAGACUGUGAAUAUUGUGUUAUUUGUUUACGUUUUCGGUUCCUGCGUUUGUGAAACGGUUGUUGUGACUCUUUGGUAAUGGGGGGUGGGUAGAUUGUAACGUUUUAAUGUUAGAAAAAAUAUGUCAUUUACCUCAAAUGUCAACGUUUUAUUCGUGUGCAUCGUUAUAUCAUCUGCUUUGCUGUACUACCUUAGCCUGUCAUUCUCCUCCACUUCUGUGUCAACACAAGUGGCUCAUACCCAUUUUAAAAAUGAAUUAUCCACUCACAAUACCAGUCUCAAGAAUGGUCUUACACUUGUGGACAGCCAGGAGAGGUUUCCAGAAAUUGUUGUGGCUGUUGUAGCAUGUGGUGAUCGUUUAGGAGAGACGCUGGCGAUGUUGAAGUCAGCUCUCAUAUUCACAGAAUGGUGGCAACCCUUAAGAUUUGUUAUAUUUUCUGACGAUGUAUUAAUGCCUAGUUUUAAAGAAAAGCUCACUGAGUGGAAAUUACUUGUUAAUAACACCUUAGAGUUUGAACUGCAUCCAAUAACUUUUCCGAAGAAAGGCAAUGCUGAAGAGUGGAGAAAACUUUUCAAACCAUGUGCUUCUCAGAGACUUUUCCUACCUGAAAUUUUGAAGCAGACGGAUUCUGUCUUGUAUGUAGACACAGACACACUUUUCUUAUCCCCACUCAAACUAAUUUGGAAACAUUUUAGUGCCAUGAACUCAUCACAAAUGGCUGCCUUGGCUUUUGAGCAUGAAGACCCUAACACUGGAUGGUACAACAGAUUUGCUCAUCAUCCCUUUUAUGGUCCAUAUGGUGUCAACUCUGGUGUUAUGCUCAUGAACUUAACACGCAUGCGGGAGUUCCACUGGGAGGAUUAUGUUAUUCCUGUUUACAAGGAAUUUAAGCUAAAAAUCACCUGGGGUGAUCAAGAUAUUAUUAACAUAAUAUUUCAUUACUAUCCACACAAAUUAUACAUUUACUCAUGUCGAUUCAACUACCGCUCAGACCAUUGUAUGUACAUGAGUGUUUGCAAAAGUGCAGAAAAGGAAGGAGUUGCAGUUCUUCAUGGGUCUCGUGGGACGUUUCACUCAGAAAAACAACCUGCUUUCACUGCAGUGUAUCGGGCUUUUGAAGAAUAUCAGUUAGGUACUGAUUUGAAUCAACAUUUGGAGAUGCCACUUAAAGCUUAUUUGGAGGAAACCAGUGGAACAAACUGUGGCCAGAUUCACCACAUUUUCACUCAAGCCAUGGACAAAUACAUUUUACAUUCUACUGUGUUACCUUGAACUACAGAGAAGAUUGUUAUCAGAGGAGGGCAGGUUGACAAACCACAAAUCGAAAUUUUUUGAAAAGUAUACCAGUUACGUAAAUGAAACAGAACAUAAAAGAAAAAGAUUGAAAUCUUGUUCAAGAGCAAUAUUAAAUAUUAAAGCAAUUUUUUAAUA